Messenger RNA from Guillardia theta CCMP2712, 801 nucleotides. RefSeq lists its product as hypothetical. NCBI's taxonomy places the organism in Eukaryota, Cryptophyceae, Pyrenomonadales, Geminigeraceae. Gene Ontology annotation, cellular component: spliceosomal complex; U4/U6 x U5 tri-snRNP complex. The transcript has 11 exons. Gene Ontology annotation, biological process: mRNA splicing, via spliceosome. The record is from RefSeq and is a predicted model, not a curated record. Bases 1 to 801 code for a protein of 266 amino acids. Gene Ontology annotation, molecular function: zinc ion binding; nucleic acid binding.
AUGGCAGACAAGAAUGCCGCUGCGGCAGGAGCGAAGCUUCAGACGAGGAUGAAGACGGGGAUGAGGAUGAGGAUGUAUGUAGACAGGGAUGAGAAGAAGGAGAUGAGAGAGGAGGACGAGGCGAGGUCGAGCAUGGGUCUGGGAAAUAGAAAAGCAGCAGAAUGUAGAUCACAGGAGAUGGUCCAUCGACGAACUUGGAAUGUGGAUGAAUAUCAGCGAAAAGCCGACGAAAGGAAAGCAGAGGAGAUGCUGAAAGUUGCGGCUGAUCCAGCAUCGUCAUCGUCUUACUCUGGUACCGUAAUCCGACGCGACGCCCUCGACAGGAACAGGUCGAGAGACGGCAAUGAUCUUCAGAUCGACAAGCUGGUCGGGAAGGCGAUUGUGGUCUCGUCAAACACACCCCUGGAGCUCAGUGGAGGCUUCUACUGCAAAGUCUGCAAGUGCUCGCUCAAGGACAGCAUGAGCUGGCUGGACCACAUCAACGGAAAGAAGCACAACCAGGCCCUUGGGAUGAACAUGAGGUGCGAGAGAGCAACUCUCGAGCAAGUUCAGAAGCGCAUGAGGGAGCAUCGGCCGUCGGAUCGCAAGAAGGCUACUCAGGAUGUCGACGACGAGGUGGCUGCUCUGGACGAGCUGGACUCGCGCAUUGCAAAGUUGCGAGAGGAGGAGGAGAUGAGCAAAGAGGCAAAGCGAGUGCUGAAGAGGCAGAAGAAGGAGGAGGAGAGGGCCAAGGAGAAGGAGGGGCUGGACGACGGCUUCGAGGCCAUGAUGGGCUUCGGCGGCUUCGGAGGGAAGAAGUGA